AUGGAUCAUCCUAAUAAUGAUAUUUUCCAAAAUCUAGAUAUGCCCUUAUUAGAAGUUUUUCAAAGAGGUCAAAUAAAUAAUUAUUUAGAUUCUUUAUCUAUUGAAGAUAGAACUGAUACAAUAGAAGCAAUCCAUAGAGUAAUGAGAAAUCAUAACCAACAACAACAGCAAUCACAACAACAACCAUCACAAGCAAAUAGAACUACACAUAUUAAUAACUAUUUGAGAAUACGAUGGUUUAAAUUUUUACCUAUUUUUCUAUUAAAUUAUUCAGUAAUUUGGUCAAAUUUGACAUUGGAAAAUAUCAAACACUUUAUAAAAUUAAGUAUUACUAAAUUAUUCUUUUUAUUAGCUCAAAGUCUAAGAAUGGUAUUUUUUUUAAUUAUGAUUCAAUCAUAUUUUCAUGGACUUAUAAAUAUGAUUUUUGCAUUUUGUGAUGUUUUAACAUUUAGUGAUAAUUUUUUAAAAGAUUUAGUAACUUUCUUAGUUGAUAAUAAUCAAUAUAUUUUAAAAUGUCAUGAAAAUUUAGUUGCUCAUGGAAAUGAUUUAUUUUAUUUUUUUGAUUUAAAAGAAUAUGAAACAAAUUCAGUAUUAGAAAAUUUUCAAUUUUUAGUGUUAAAUUACUUAUCUUCAUUUUUAAUGACUGAUUGUGUUAAUUCUAAAGGUAAUGUUGUAUGUAAACCAAUCAAGAACACACUAAUAUUCAAAUUAUAUGAUGCAGUAUAUCAAUCAUUUCCUAAUUCAAGUAAGUUAUCAUUAAAAUAUUUAACAAUGAUGAUUUAUUUAUCUUAUGCUUUAAUUGGUAAUGUGAUUUGUAUAAAUAUUUUGAUGUUUUUUGUUUAUAAUUUUAUGAAUAAAUUGUUUGGGUACACUCAAUUUAUUAAGAAUAUGAAAGACGUUGUUAAAUCUACUUUUAUUCAAUAUUUAGCUUAA
Molecule: messenger RNA, 933 nt
Organism: Lodderomyces jiufengensis
Lineage: Eukaryota; Fungi; Ascomycota; Pichiomycetes; Serinales; Debaryomycetaceae
Exons: 1
Coding region: 1-933 (310 amino acids)
Source: RefSeq, a predicted model, not a curated record